CGUGUUCUGUGCGCACACCGGAGGACGACGCACGCAGCCCAACGUUGUGGAAAGGCUGUGAAAGUCGGCCAUGGCUGAGCACCACAGCCGUAAGCGGCGCCAUCCGACUGAGCUAGGCAUACCUCCACGAUGGCUCAACUGUCCACGCAAGGGAGCUGUCAUUGCCGAGAAGUUCCUGCCCUUCAAGACACCCCUGAGCGAGGUGUACGAUUCUCAGGUGCCCGAGGAGAGCCGUUUCCCGCCGUCCAUGCUGUUGGACUCCUUAACCAGCUACAAGCUGAAAAUGGGACUGUGGAUCGACCUGACCAACACGGACCGAUUCUACGACAACAAGGUGGUUAAAGAGCGGGGGAUCAGUUACCUCAAGCUCCAGUGCCGCGGGCAUGAUGAGUGCCCCUCGGAGGACCAAACAGACCUGUUCAUUGGCGUGUGCCAAAAGUUCAUCUCUAUGAACCCGCUGCACAUAAUCGGUGUCCACUGCACACAUGGCUUCAACCGGACAGGUUUCCUCAUUGCCAGCUACUUGGUGGUCAACAUGUCUUGGAGUAUUGAAGCAGCAGUCAGGGCCAUUGCAGAGGCUCGGCCACCUGGCAUCUACAAAGCAGAUUACCUUCGAGAGCUUUUCAAGCGAUACGGGGAUGUUGACGAAACUCCUCCGCCUCCACCUCGGCCCAGCUGGUGUGAUGAGGAGAACGAGGACCUUGACGAUGAUGGCAAUGCACUGGGUGGUGAUGGUGGCGGAGAUGGACCUGUGCAUACACGACGGAGACGGGAGUUCAACAAGAAGAACCCUACCUUCAUGGAGGGUGUCCCUGGUGUGGAGCCCAUCACCACUCAGCCCAAGCUCCUGCAGAUACAACGAAGGUGCCAGGAGCUUUGCCACUGGGAGAGUUCAGGCUUCCCUGGCAGCCAGCCAGUGUCCAUGGACCGGCACAACAUACACAGGUUGAAGGAAAAGGAGUACAUGGUCAGCUGGAAAGCCGAUGGAACACGGUACAUGAUGCUCAUAGACGGGGAAAACGAAGUCUACUUCAUUGACCGGGACAACUGUGUUUUCCAAGUAUCAGGCCUGUGCUUCCCCAAGCGCAAGGACCGCUCUCAACAUAUCCAGGAGACGCUAGUGGAUGGGGAGAUGAUCAUUGACAAGGACAAUGGCCGGGAUGUGCCCCGCUACCUGAUCUACGACAUCAUCCGGUUCCAGGGUGAGGAAGUUAUGGGGGUUGACUUCUGUCGGCGGUUAACGUGCAUCUCUCUUGAGCUGUACGAGCCACGCAAGGCAGCCAUGCAGGAAGGCCGCAUCAAGAGGGACAGUGAGCCGUUUGGGGUGCGACAGAAGCAGUUUUGGGACGCUGCCUUAACGUACAAGUUGCUGAGCGAGAAGUUUGCCCAGAAUAUGCCCCACGAGUUGGAUGGCCUCAUCUUCCAGCCCAAAGCGGACCCUUACAUCUGCGGCCGUGCCAAAGAUGUGCUCAAGUGGAAGCCCCCACAUCUCAACACCAUUGACUUUCGGCUAAAGGUUACCAAAGAAACUGGCCAAGGUCUCCUGCCUAAGCUAAUUGGAUACCUCUAUGUGGGGGGCAGUGACCGUCCAUUCGGACAGAUAAAGAUCAACAAGCAGUUGAGGAACAUGGACAACAAAAUCAUCGAGUGCAGGAUUGAAGGAAGUAACUGGGUCAUGCUGCGGGAGCGAACAGACAAGUCCUUUCCCAACAGUUACACCACGGCUGAGGGUGUGAUGGAGAGCAUAAAGAAUCCCGUUGACAAGGACUAUCUCCUCAACUUCAUCCACCAGUUCGGGUUUCGCAGGAAGCCGUCAGACAGCGACCUGAUGCCACCUCCACACCCGCUCGCUCCCUAGCAGACACCCGAGCAUUGGGCUGACAGAGCCAACAUGCAUCACCGCUUCGUGGCUUGCGAAACUGCAACCGUGCUCUGACUCCACUUCCAUCGGAGUCGAGCACCGAGGGCGGCCUCUUCCGAGGAUCAUGGAACUCGGGCAAUCGCCUCUUGCGUGAAAGACAUGUUUUUUUGGCCCACGAGCCUUGUGGUCUCGUUCACGCAUCCACUUAGGCACAGGACACAAGGGGUGGUGUAUAGAGUCACCGCAGCUGUGGCGCUGUUCUCUCUUUCAGCGUGUGUAAAUAGAGACGGGCAUUGAAGGAGCAUCGUUGACUGCAUCACCGUGGCAAAGGAAAACACUGCGGCCAGGAAGUGUGUUCGGAAUGGGCAAGCGUGUGACGAUGCAUGUGGCACACCUGAUGUGCCUGUGAGACGCGUGUGCAUGUGUUGACUGUGGACACUGUGUGCUACCUCGUGGUGCUUUCUACAGAGCGGAAGUGCUUCGUCUCCUGUAGAGCUGGUUUGCCUACGAGUACUUCUCUUUUCUUUCUUUCACCCUUGUGCACUCUUCAGUUUCACGUGCUCUGUUUGUCUGGUUUUUCAGGCUCCUGCGUUGAAGAGAUAGGCUGACUGCAGGCACCCACUGUUCUUGCUUUGGGGGAGGGGGGGGGGUGAAGAAGAAGCUUGUUUGUUGGCCACCUAUGCAUGCACAAGUUGUUGCUUUUUUUUUGCUUUCUUCUUCUUUUGAAGAACAUUGUUUGACCUGUGCACCAGUUUAUGUAAACUUGCAGCAGAUUUCUCAGAAGCACAUUUUGCUUAUAGUGCGAGUUGUGUCUGCAAACCACCCCAUCAAAGUGAGAAAGAAAAAGGAUAUGAUGGAGGCAAGAUUUGAUCGCCAGCAUGUUGUUAAAUGGAAAGAGUUUAUUGUAAGACGAUGUGCACCAAGUGCGGAUGGAAGAACUGCAGAUAAAAGGUAGCAGCUUGACAAGCUUUCAACCCCUUUUGGAACAGCAAAUUAAAACUGGUGCACUUUUGUACAUUAGCAUUAUUUAGCUGUGGCAUUUAGAGCUACAAUAGGUAGCCACAGCUGCAGAAGCUGACUAAAACGCGGCUAGGAUCACCCAAAUUGAAGAAGGGAGGGAAAUAAGUGUCUGAUGUGCAUCUGUUUGUUUAGUUUUUACAGCCGUGAAAUUGCUUCACUAUCAAAUAGUUAACUCUCUGUUUUUAUAGCUUUGUUAUGUCUUGCAUUGCAGACAUCUAUGCAUAGUUGGGCUCAAAAGCCAUUUGUUCUUUGCUGAGCGUAUUUAGCAUUGGAUGCGGCAGUAGUUAAUAGCAGGUGUGUUAACUACUUUUGCUGCUGAAACUGUAGCGGCAGUCGACUUGUGAAAGGAAUGCCCUGCAUGCUGGUUUAUGUAGCAGCCAUUCGGUCCCUGACAUCUGACCUGCUGGUUGUGUCACACGUGCGACUGUUAGGAGCAACCGUGGCUGACAUCAUGGAAUUCGUUGAUUGUCUGUCGAGCACCAAGCCUUGCCCUAGCUUGUUUUGGAAUUGCUCACUUCAACUGGCUCAUAAUUGAAACAGUGCAUGCAUGUCUUGUGGACAGUCUUGUAAUCUGGAGGGUGUCAAAUUUUGUUCGCCCGGUUGUCACACCUAGUGGCAUCGUACACGACAUUUCAAUUUCAAUUUAUUUCCCAUCUUACAAAUGCAAAUGGAGGGGUUGUAGGUAAAAGCUGCUUAAAGGCAGCUUGACGAGCCUACAAACCUAAAGUACAGCAAGUCAUUUCCCCAAGUCAUUCGGUUUUAGAAGCGUAUCGUGGAAACAACCAGUGCAAUAAAAUGAAGAAACAAGAAGAUGAUUGGAUGAGAUUGGCAUAUGACAGAGUGGACGGUCUAGAUGAUAAUGCCAUGAAGGCAACUUGUAGGGCUUGCAGCAUCUGUGCUUCCUCUUUGUAACCUCACUUUAUUGCAUAGUUUUUCAUAGUGAACACAUUAUGAAUAUGUCCAUUCAGUAUUUCAUUUUAAAGGUUGUUUUUUGUGUAGGAAUUUUCAUCACAGUAAGAAUUACAAACUGUGGGGUAUUGUUAAGGUGUGCCGGAGAUUUCAGAAAUUCUUUGACUUGUGUUCAUUAUGGCCAGUGUAGAUGUGUUCACAUAGGCAGGAAGGUUUGCAUUGCUUCUAAUAGCUUCGUAAGAAUCUUGGGGCACCAGCACAAGAACUAGGCUGUUAGUGGUAGCUUGACAUUGGUCACAUUUUCGACUUUUGUCGAGUUGCUGGUAAAGAGAAGUCUCGUGUGCAUACUUGCCCUCGUAAAUAUUAGUGUCAGCUUCUAAGUUGCAGAGGGCGGCGUUUUUGGCACACUUGCUUGCUUUGAAAUCCGUUGUUAGCACGGCAGUUUUAAUUAUUAAGGCUGGCCUCGUACACACUGAUAUUCUCUUGUAAUUGGUGGAUACCGGCCUCUUUCUCACUUUGUGUCAGGCUGUUCUCUGUUGUUGCAUAUAUUUUUCUUUUACCUCAUUUUUCAUCCUCUAGCCCAUGGGUAUGUGUGUGUGUACGCUUCACGGAAGGAAUGUUGCACGUAUUUUCGGUGUAAGUGUACAAAGCAAGAGCCUGUUUAGCAGUGUUUUGUUGUGCCCUUGUUUGUUGAUUUUUUAAAAAAUUCUUCUAGAAGUGCUGCGCGAGUGAGGUGAUGAUGUUUCUCGUCAUCGUAAUAAAUGAAUGCUUGGUAACAAAUGUA
Molecule: messenger RNA, 4574 nt
Organism: Rhipicephalus sanguineus (brown dog tick)
Lineage: Eukaryota; Metazoa; Arthropoda; Arachnida; Ixodida; Ixodidae
Gene: mRNA-cap
Product: mRNA-capping enzyme
Exons: 19
Coding region: 71-1858 (595 amino acids)
Biological process (GO): protein dephosphorylation; 7-methylguanosine mRNA capping
Molecular function (GO): mRNA 5'-triphosphate monophosphatase activity; protein tyrosine/serine/threonine phosphatase activity; mRNA guanylyltransferase activity
Source: RefSeq, a predicted model, not a curated record